Molecule: messenger RNA, 2199 nt
Organism: Limulus polyphemus (Atlantic horseshoe crab)
Lineage: Eukaryota; Metazoa; Arthropoda; Merostomata; Xiphosura; Limulidae
Product: zinc finger protein 883-like
Exons: 3
Biological process (GO): regulation of transcription by RNA polymerase II
Cellular component (GO): nucleus
Molecular function (GO): RNA polymerase II cis-regulatory region sequence-specific DNA binding; DNA-binding transcription activator activity, RNA polymerase II-specific
Source: RefSeq, a predicted model, not a curated record
UGACAAGAGAAGCUGCUUCCCCAGAAGGAUCUUCAUUUACUAUCUCUGAUUGUAAAAUAAAAGAAGAAAAGUACGAAGUUCCUAAUGAUACUGAGAACACAUUUAUCAAAGUAAAAACUGAACAAAGAUGUGAUACAACAAAUGAUGACAUUAUUUCCAAGUUUAAUGAGAGUGAUGAUGAAACUGUUGAUUGUUCACAACAUGAUGUUAUGAGUUUGAAAAGUGAACCAAAAGAGGAGUUUCAAGAAAUUAACUCUGAGUUAGAAGGUUUAUCAGAUCCAAAUACACAUUUGAACAACUAUUCUGGAAAACAGUUUCACGGAUACGAUAUUAUAACACAAAAAUCUCUCUUUUCAAAGUCAAAAAAGUACAAUUCCCUGAAUCCAAGUGUGUAUGAAAGAAUGUUGUUGAGAGUAAAUAAUCAAAAAAGUGAUGUUGUGUGUGAUAAAGAAUUGGAAAAAAAUCGUCAUCUAAAAUUAGAUAUGAAGAUAUGCACUGGGAGAAAACCGUUCAGUUGUGUAGUGUGUGGUAAACAAUUUGUAACACAAAAUACUUUAAAAAUUCAUCUGAGGAUACAUACUGGGGAAAAACCAUACAGUUGCAUAGUGUGCAACAAAGGAUUUCGAAGUAGCAGUCAGUGUAAAAGCCAUGAGAGGAUACAUACUGGAGAGAAACCGUACACAUGUCUAGUGUGUGAUAAAAAAAUAAGGAGUAAAAGUCAACUUAACGAACAUGAGAAGGUGCACACUGGAGAAAAACCACACAACUGUGAAGUGUGUGGUAAACAAUUUUUAACAAAUAGUAAUUUAAAAAUACAUCUGAGGAUACACACUGGGGAAAAGCCUUACAGUUGUGUAGUGUGUAAUAAAAAAUUUAGAAGUAGUAGUCAAUUUAAAAGUCAUAAGCGGACACAUACUGGAGAAAAACCAUACACUUGUGAAGUUUGUGAUAAAAAAUUUGGAACUAAAAGUCAUCUUAAUACACAUAAAAGGGUACACACUGGUGAGAAACCGUACAGCUGUGUAGUGUGUGGAAAAACAUUUUAUACAAAUAGCUGCCUACAAGCACAUGUACGACUGCACACUGGAGAGAAACCAUACAGUUGUUUAGUGUGUAAUAAAGGAUUUCAAAACAAUUGUCAUUUAAAAGAACAUGAGAGAAUACAUACUGGGGAGAAACCUUACAGUUGUUUAUUUUGUGAUAAGAAAUUUGGGUAUAAAAGUCAUCUUAACAGACAUGAAAAGGUACAUACUGGAGAUAAACCAUACAAUUGUUUAGUGUGUGGUGAAAAAUUUGUUACAAAUACUUGGCUACAAGAACAUAUGAGGAUACAUUCUGGACUAAAACCAUACAGAUGUUUAGUGUGUGGUAAAGAAUAUGGAAAGAGAAGUCACCUUAAAACUCAUCAGAGGACACAUACUGGCGAGAAACCAUAUAGUUGUUUAGAGUGUGGCAAAAAAUUUGGUAGAAGUGUUUAUCUUAAAACUCACCAAAGAAUACACACUGGGGAGAAACAGUACAGUUGUCUAGUGUGUCAUAAAGAAUUUACAAGAAAUUAUAAUCUUAAAAUACAUCAGAGGAUACACACUGGGGAGAAACCGUACGGUUGUGUAAAUUGUGGCAAAAAGUAUAAAAGUAGUAGUCACCUUAGAGCACAUCAAAUGAUACAUACUGGGGAAAAGCCACACAGUUGUGUAGUUUGUGGUAAAGAAUUCAGAAGAAACUGUGAUUUAAAAAAGCACGAGGACACACACACUGGAGUGUAACCACUCAGUUGUUUGGAAUGGGGCAAGGAAUUUGUAAGAAGUAGUAACUUAUCGUGUGAUGGUAUUCGUUGUGGAGAAAUCAUGCAGGUGUUUAUUGUGUUAUAAAGAGCUUGUUCAUGUUUAACACAUUAACACCAAAAAAAUGUUGGAUGGAAAAUAAAUAAAAGAAAUCAAAAUGUUUUAUAAAAAAAAAAAUAUCUGAUAAAAUUUAGAGAUUUUAAAAGAAAGGGUUACCUGAAAAAAAUAUUUAAUGCUUUAAAGUACCUAAAUAUUUACACAGAGGAAAAUGUCAAAUGUCUGAAACUAACAAGUUGUGAAAUGUUGAAGGGAGAUAAUAAAAGUAAACAUGAAAUCAACAAGUGGUGAAAUGUUGAAGGGAGAUAAUAAAAGUAAACAUGAAAUCAACAAGUGGUGAAAUGUUGAAGGGAGAUAA